GGAGGCGCAGGCGGAGCCCGGCGGCCGCUCAGAACCCCCGCCCCUGCCCGUUGCAGCCGUCUGUCGGGGGCCCGCGGCGACCCUCGCCUCCAGGCACUGGGCGAGCAGCGAUACCGGGUCCAUGGCCACCGCGGCGGCUCCGUCCUCCUUGGCCCUCAGCGUCUCGAGCCCGGCCGCGGCCGCCAGCUCCUACGGGGUCUUCUGCAAGGGGCUCUCCCGCACCCUGCUCGCCUUCUUCGAGCUGGCCUGGCAGCUGCGCAUGAAUUUUCCGUACUUCUACAUCGCGGGCUCCGUGCUCCUCAACAUCCGCUUGCAGGUACACAUUUAGAGCGCUGACUGAGCAGCCGGCCUCCCGGGCCAGCACUAUGGCGUACUCCCGGGAGGCCCGGAGGCGAAGCGGCGCUGCGGCCGAGGAAGUCCGCAGUCUCGCGAGAAUGCCUGGACGCCCUCCGCGACUGCGCUCUCCCGUCUUAACCCGGCUCCCAGAGGCUGGCGGAAAGCCUGCGGUGACUAGGAAGAGGAAACGCGCGGUUUUCCGGCGGCAGCUAAGAAUCGCCCCUAAGGCCCACGACAAUAUGUAAGUAGCUGGGCAUCCUUAAAACAAAAACAGGACAAGCAGGAUGCAUUACAGAAAAAAGCUACUAAAAUUUUAAGGAAGAAAAGUUUUUAAGUGACAACAAACUUAUGGUCCAAAUUAAAAUGAGAAAUCAUAAAUUCCGGGAAUAUUGGAUUGGAUUGUAAGCAAGACGUUGAAUGAGUAAGAAGCUGAAGAUCUUAAGGAUAUGAUGUGGAAGGCGUAUAUUUCUUCGUCCCACGAGAGAAAACAAUGACAAUCAGAAAUUUUAAGUGAAAAAAACCUGAAACUGUACAGGAAGAGCGUCUUUUUAGUACCAAACAACGUAAAAUGCUGCAGGAUUUUGAACAGAGGGUUGGAGUGUAAGAAAGUGGACUCUAUUUCAGUGUCCCUGUGACUAGCAUGUGGUUCAAGACUUUGGAGCCAAAGAGAAAGAAAUCCAGAUAUAUAGCACAGAACUUGGCUGUUUAGUGACUAACACUUAAAUAAUCGUAAUAAUUAAUAUAAAUGUUGUUUAUGGUUUUUAUCUUUUAAAACAAUUCUUAAUUAUGGUUACAAAGUAGAAUGCAAAUGUUAGCAGCCUUGAUAAUGUAAAACAGUUUUCAAAUGGGGACGUUGAAGGGGGAGGGGAAGGCAAAUGGAAUAGUAGUGGGUGUUUUUAUCAAGUGGGAAAUUGAAAGAUAGUCUGUUGUUGAUGAGGGGAAAAAAUGCAUAUUAUUUACAGAGUAGCUAUAAAGUUGCUAAAAUAGUAAUACGACUAUAUUAAAGAGGGAGGAGAGUAGGGGAGAACAGCAUGAAGUCAACAAGAAAUGCCUAAAGAUGGAGAGUUCAGGUGGAAUGUCUCAAAAAGAAAAACUGGGAGUAGCUGGUGUGUUUGAAUAUGGAGUCAAGAGAUUGUUAUUCAGUCUGGAGAUGAAUUAAUUAAUGGUCUGCAGAUUUUUUUUAAAAAUUAAGAAAACAAAACUGAGGCAAUUAUGAACCCCAGGAAAAAUAAGGUUUUUCAAGAAACUACACUGCAUACCUCAGCUGCAGUAAUACUAGUCAUAUAAAGUCAGUCGUAAUUAUGAAAACAUUGGAUACCAGUGUAACAAGAAAUGAUUAUGUAACAUUGGGAUUGGAGAGGGGAGAGCUGUGUGUGUAAUGGGGGGAACAUCAGUCAAGAUCUAAUUUAGAAAAGUCAAUAAAUAAACAGUAUAAACAUGU
Molecule: messenger RNA, 1777 nt
Organism: Diceros bicornis minor
Lineage: Eukaryota; Metazoa; Chordata; Mammalia; Perissodactyla; Rhinocerotidae
Gene: SMIM10L1
Product: small integral membrane protein 10 like 1
Exons: 1
Coding region: 122-328 (68 amino acids)
Source: RefSeq, a predicted model, not a curated record